AUGGAAACUCCAGUAACUGACCCAAAUGCCAGUGAAAACGCCCAGAGUGCCGGCUCCGAUCACGGCCUUGGAAACCUCUCGCUAUCUUCGAAGACCGUCCAUGCCGACGACUUCCUCAAUAAAGGGCAAGACGUUGCGCCGCCUCUCCACGUCUCCACCACUUUCCGCUAUAACAGAGAUCCAGAAAAACUAACGACAUGGAGUCAACAUGAUCCAAAAGCCCCGUAUGAAGGACAUAUCUACUCCAGGCACACAGCUCCAAAUACCACGCGCUUUGAAGCCAUCCUCUCGGAGAUCCUAAAAGGGCCAGCCGUGACCUACGCCUCAGGUCUCAGCGCUUUCCACGCCUUACUCAUAUUCCUCAAUCCCAAGCGUAUCUCUAUCGGAGAAGGAUAUCACGGUUGUCAUGGCGUCAUUGAAAUCCAUCAGAAACUAACAGGAAUUAAGAAGCUUGCCCUUGACUGCGCAGAAGAGGAGCUGCAGUCUGGUGAUAUCGUGCAUGUGGAAACACCGCUCAAUCCCAUUGGUACAGCCUACAAUCUAAAGGCGUUUGCGGAGAAAGCCCAUCGGAGGGGUGCCUAUCUAACAGUCGAUGCUACGUUCGGACCUCCACCGCUGCAAGACCCAUUCCUAUGGGGCGCGGAUAUUGUGAUGCAUAGCGGGACGAAGUAUAUUGGUGGGCACUCUGAUAUGCUUUGUGGCAUCUUGGCUGUUAAUCCGGCAAGGGCGAAAGACGGUUGGUAUGAGGGGUUGGUGAAGGAGCGAUUAUUUGUGGGGAAUGUUAUGGGUUCAAUGGAGGGAUGGCUGGGAAUUAGAAGUGUGAGGACGCUGGAGGUCAGGGUCGAACGGCAGGCAGAUAGUGCGACGAAGUUGGUUAGGUGGUUGAAUGCUGCACUGCAUCCGGAGAACCAAGCUGGGGCAGAUGCUCCUAGCCCGGAUGAGGCCAAGAUUAUUCGAAAUGUGUUGGAGCAGAUUGAGCAUGCCAGUUUGCAAGAGGCGGAUAUCCAGGAUGGCUGGCUCCUGAAGCAAAUGCCGAAUGGUUUCGGCCCGGUGUUCUCCAUUACCUUGAAAGAGGAGGGAUUCGCACGGAGGCUACCCAGUAAACUGGACUUGUUUCACCAUGCUACGAGCUUAGGUGGCGUGGAAAGUUUGAUUGAGUGGAGGACUAUGACAGAUCCAUAUGUUGAUACCCGCUUGUUACGGAUCAGUGUUGGCAUCGAAGGUUGGGAAGACCUGAAGGCCGAUCUUUUGCAGGGCUUUAAAGUUUUGGCAGAUGAGGAUAAAUUCGUAAAGUAG
Molecule: messenger RNA, 1296 nt
Organism: Venustampulla echinocandica
Lineage: Eukaryota; Fungi; Ascomycota; Leotiomycetes; Helotiales; Pleuroascaceae
Product: PLP-dependent transferase
Exons: 2
Coding region: 1-1296 (431 amino acids)
Biological process (GO): transsulfuration
Cellular component (GO): cytoplasm
Molecular function (GO): carbon-sulfur lyase activity; pyridoxal phosphate binding
Source: RefSeq, a predicted model, not a curated record